Molecule: messenger RNA, 1569 nt
Organism: Ascochyta rabiei
Lineage: Eukaryota; Fungi; Ascomycota; Dothideomycetes; Pleosporales; Didymellaceae
Exons: 2
Coding region: 1-1569 (522 amino acids)
Source: RefSeq, a predicted model, not a curated record
AUGCUUCCGUCAAAGACCGACGACUUAGACACCUUGCGUGUUAUACACUCACCUGAGGACUCAACACCCGAUGACCACAAUGCGCAGCCCUCAGAUGAUGGCCGAGACGAGCACAUCCAUAUCAAAUCGCAGGCUCUGAAAGGCCUAAAGCCCUCAUUCCACCGCAACACAUACUCCGGAGCGCUAUUCUUCAAUAUAUGCGCCUUUGUGCUCCCAGCGCUCUACGGUACACUUUCGAAGCUAUGGGUAGCCAACAUCGACUCCUCCAUGGUCGUCACAACCGACAUCUAUACGUACAUUGGAGUUGUCGCCGAAGUCCUUAACGAAGGCCUGCCACGAGCUUCAUAUCUGAUCAUCGGCGAUACCGCUAGCCGCGGCUUUCGAGAGAGGGUGCAGCUCGCCCACACACUCAUUUUCUUCCAAUCGAUUCUGGGUCUUAUCAUGAGCAUUGGCUUCGUGGGCGGUGCGUCGACCUUUGCUAAAGGCUUCGUCCCGGUAGAGGUGCGGGACGUUAGUGUAACGUAUGUUCGCAUAUCUGCCUUUUCGGCUUUCAGCUCUGCGGUCGAGUAUGCUGUCAACACAUCUACUCGUGCACUCGAUAAGCCUGAUGUGCCGCUAGUUAUCAGCUCAGUCAAAUUUGCUAUCAACAUUGUCCUGAACUUGAUCAUCAUCUCGAAAUUUCACGUUGGAGGCAUCACGCCAACAGUCAACAUGCAAGCCGGCAUCUCGCUUGCUUGUAAUCUGACUUCGGCGUUUGCUGGUCUGGCGUAUUUCAUCCACACGACGAGCUUCAGCAAAAUAUCUGCUAUCAAACAAGACCGGUCGAGCCAUUCCCUCAAGCCGUCACUAUCGUCACUUCGUGUACUGUUCAAGCCAGGCUUCGUAUUCUUCACAGAGUCUGCAAUCCGCAACGCGCUCUACCUGUGGUUAGUGCACGGCAUUGUCGGUCUCGGCAGUGACUACGCAACAGCAUGGGGCGUAUUCUCCACUAUACGAUGGGGCCUCAUCAUGGUUCCUGUAUCUGCACUUGAAGCCACGACGCUCACAUUCAUCGGGCAUUCGUGGGGACACGUGCGCGCGAGUCUGGACACCCUCGACAAUCCACAGCCACGUCUCUCAUCUCGCCAACUCUGGCAUAUCGCCAGAUGGGCAUUCUACUCGGUCGGAAUCGUGCUCGUGUUCGAGAUACCGCUUUGUCUCUUCAUGUCCUUUCUCGGCGCACGACCUUUUGCCCGCUACCUGUCCGGCUCAGUGGAAGUCUCGCGGAUUGCGGCGCGGAUGUGGCGGACUAUCGAUUGGUGCUAUAUCCUUUACGGUGUCUCGACGCAGCUCGCUGCCAUUCUCGUGUCCACACGACCAAGAUGGUAUUUGUACCAGUCGCUUGCUUCCAACAUACUAUAUGUGCUGCCUUGGGCAGUUGUGUGCCAAGUCGUCGAUCUGAACGCUGGAGAUGCUUGGACGUACCAUAGUUUGGUUUUUGGAGGAAGUUUGGUGUUCUCUUUCUUUACUAUAGUGGUUGUUGACAGUGUGUGGGCGAUUGGACUAGGACGAGGCAAGAUGAGAGCAUGA